Molecule: messenger RNA, 610 nt
Organism: Drosophila subobscura
Lineage: Eukaryota; Metazoa; Arthropoda; Insecta; Diptera; Drosophilidae
Exons: 1
Coding region: 24-548 (174 amino acids)
Source: RefSeq, a predicted model, not a curated record
AGCGAGCAGCAGCAUCAAGCGAAAUGGAUAACUCUACGAUGACCUCCUCCAGCUACACCCACAAGAAGUUUACCGCCCACAAGCGCAAGCGGGAGACGGACCCAGUCCAGCAAUCACACACGGAUAGCCUCAUGCACCAGGAACAGCCAGUUGGCAUCAAGCGUCGCCAGACCAAGUCUCUCUUCCGCCCAUGGCUGGACAACGACAAGGAGCGGACCACCUCCGCCGCCUGCCCGUCAGACAGCGGAGCCAGCACAGCAAAGCCCCGCCCGCGCAUCCACCAGGAGAAACAGCGUCGUGAUCGUAGUCUCCUGGCCAACCUCCUCAGUCGCCGAGCAGAGUCCCAGGCGUACACUUGGUACCGCGAAAGAAUGGCCAUGAUGGAGCAGCAAGCUCGCGUGAAUCUCUACUACCGCCAGCUGCUGUUCUCUGCCGUUUUCCAGCGCGGAAUCAGCGCCCCGAGCAACCAGCUGCCCCAGCAGCAGCAGCAAUUCCUCCAGCAGAUGGCCCUCUCCCAGCAAAUGCUCGUCUUUGGAGCACAGCGAUGACAGGCCAAGCUGCGAAAGUUCUAUAUUGACUAUGAACCAUAAUGUGAUCUUGAACCCCCUAA